AUGCAGCCACAGGCGCGCCCCAGCAGACGCUCAAGGGUUUCACGCAUAAUCUCGCAUUCGACAUAUGUUCUAGAAAUCGACUCCUCACUGAUUUCGGCGCUGUAG
This is a messenger RNA of Colletotrichum aenigma, 105 nucleotides long. RefSeq lists its product as uncharacterized. The record is from RefSeq and is a predicted model, not a curated record. Lineage: Eukaryota; Fungi; Ascomycota; Sordariomycetes; Glomerellales; Glomerellaceae. The transcript has a single exon. Bases 1 to 105 code for a protein of 34 amino acids.